AUUAACGCUGGGACCAAUAUAUUGUACAAUAUUAUUAUUACCUAAGGCUUCCUUCCUUCCUUUCCUCCAUCAUUCCUCAUAAUAUAUUUAUAUAUCACUCUUCAUUUAUAACCAAUUUUCACCAUUGCUUUCUUUCUUUUUGUAACUUUAAUAUGGCUCAUGAAACAACUCAAGUUGGCCCCGAGUCAGGAGAGACCGGGACGAAGGGGGUGAAUCCUAGAGUCGAGAUUGAUACGUCUCAGCCAUUUGAGUCGGUUAAGGAGGCCGUGACUCGGUUCGGUGGAAGUGGUUCAUGGAUUCCUCUUCAUAUUCUUCGACUUGCGGGUCAUGAUGUUGCAGAAAUGGACAUGGAAACAGUAGAAAAACAAGCUAAACAACUAGAAAAAGAACUGAUCAUCAAAGAACAAGAAACACUCGAGGUGCUACGAGAACUUGAGUCAGCAAAAUCAGCCAUGGAAGGCUUAAAAGUCAACCUAAUGAAAGAAUCCUCAUCAAUCCUUAAUUUGAAUCCAGAAUCAGGAGCCACAACACCCGUUGACAAGUCUACGGCUACUAUGACCUUGUGUCCAAUUCCUUUACCUCCUGCAGUCAUCUUGACAGAGCUAAAAGAAGCAAAGUCAAAUCUAAACAAGACCACAAAUGAUCUCGCUAUGAUUCGUGCUUCUGUUGAAUCUUUACACAAAAAAAUGAGAACCCAUAAAGCAAAUUUGGAAGAAAAAGAAGAAGAAACAAAACAUAUGGUUGAAGAAUCGAUUGAUGUUUCAAACGGGCCACAAAAGUUGACAUUUGAAGCACAACAGUUUAGGAAAAUGGAAGAGGCUGCACAAUAUGAGGUGAUUAAAGCGACGUCUGAGAUUGAGCACACGAAAAUAAGUAUAAGAAUGGUGGAAAUGAGGUUGAUUGCUGCUAAAAAGAUGGAAGAAGCUGCAAGAGCUAUGGAAGCUGUGGCUCGAGCAGAGAAUAAUGAUGAUAAUAAAUCUUUGGUUCGUGAAGGAAUAACGCUUUCUUAUGAAGAAUACUCUGCACUUGCUGAAAAGGCACAAAAAGCGGAUGAAGGGUUCAAGAAAAAUGGUUACUAUAGGAAAGACGCUAAUCUGUCUACAAUGGCGUUUUUGAAGAAUGCAAUGGAUCAAACCGAUACUCUUAAAUGCAGCCGAAGGACCCUUGAAGAAGCAUUAGGGCCUAGAACAGAAGCUACAAAUGGAAGAAAUCUGGAAUCAAGAAAUGAGUUUUUUCGGGGAAGAUCAGCUAACCAUCCGAAACCAAGAAACCCAUACCCUUUUCGUACUCCAAGAAGUUAUGCACCAUUGAUAGGGGACGAUUCAAACUUGAUCAACAAAGAAUCACGGCCUGUUUUAAGAUCAAGUGUCUCAAUUGGUGACAUUUUAAGCAGGAAACUAAUUCUGCAAGAUGAUAUAGUCGUUCGAGAUGAUGUUGAAAGACAAACUCAAAGAGAUGAAACGUCUUUAAAUCAAAUGCUUCGUGAACAAAGUGGUCUUAUAUUUCAUGAUUCUGGAAAAGCCGAUAAAGAAGGGAGAAUCGACAAGCAGUUCUUUACCCAGAGAAAGAAAUUUGGUUUCAUUCAUAUCUCGCUACCUUUAACAAAACAUAAGAAGAAAUCGAGUCCUCAAACUCCAGAACCAUUAAACAUGAGGUUUCCUUAGUAUAUUUCUAUCUAAUGAUUUUAAGAUUGUUUAUUAUUCCUAUUAAUUUGGGAGUGAUUUGGGGGUGUUGUGAUUUCUUAUGAGGUGUGUGAUAUAUAUAAGUAUAGUUUCUUGGCUGGCUAACCGUUGGUUUAAAAUUGCUCGGUAUGUCAAGGUCUCAAGGACUUGGAUCCGUAUAUGCUUGUCUCGUUCCUAUCGUGUCGGGUUUGACUAACUUUGUAAAGUCAAAGCCAACUUACAGUGUGUUUUAUAGGAUGUAUCUUUGUUUGGGUGAUUGUAAUUCAUAGAUGCAGAUAUCAUAUGUUGAUUCUAUCUUA
Messenger RNA from Erigeron canadensis, 1981 nucleotides. RefSeq names its product WEB family protein At2g40480-like. The coding region runs from base 153 to 1664 and encodes 503 amino acids. NCBI's taxonomy places the organism in Eukaryota, Viridiplantae, Streptophyta, Magnoliopsida, Asterales, Asteraceae. The record is from RefSeq and is a predicted model, not a curated record. The transcript is spliced from 3 exons.